This is a messenger RNA of Nanorana parkeri, 1512 nucleotides long. RefSeq names its product contactin-2-like. Gene Ontology annotation, biological process: cell-cell adhesion; brain development. Gene Ontology annotation, molecular function: cell-cell adhesion mediator activity. Bases 178 to 1512 code for a protein of 444 amino acids. The record is from RefSeq and is a predicted model, not a curated record. The transcript has 11 exons. Lineage: Eukaryota; Metazoa; Chordata; Amphibia; Anura; Dicroglossidae.
GGAGAGGAGGAGGAGCGUAUAGUGAUGCAGUCAGCUUGCAGCAUCCUCAUACACACACAUAUACAUCGCACUGGAGCUACACCCUCCCUCCUUGCUGCAGAUCUCUGUGUGUGAUGUGAAGAAGAGAAACACAGAAGUAUUCCCUGUGUGCCCCUGCCAUCUGCCUACAGAAUCACCAUGCUGCAGUCUUCUGCUUUCUUCUUGUGUUUCCUUUUUUUCUCCUAUGCUGCCUUACAAGCCAUCAAAAGACCAGUUGAAGGAUAUGGUCCAGUAUUUGAGGAGCAGCCCCAGAACACUUUGUUUCCAGAAGGUUCAGCUGAAGAGCAAGUAACCCUCUCCUGCCGUGCUCGAGCCAUUCCCCCUGCCAACUACAGAUGGAAGCUGAAUGGCACUAAUCUGAACCUUGGUGAAAAUUCUACUUACCGCCUUUUCGGAGGGAACUUGGCCAUCUCUAACCCUACCCAUUCUAAACAUGUGGGAACCUAUCAGUGUUUUGCUUCUAACUCUUUGGGUACCGUGCUCAGCAAUGAAGCCUCGCUGCGAUUUGGAUAUUUGCAUGAGUUUUCACCAGAGGAGAAGGAUCAAGUGAAGACAACAGAAGGACAGGGAAUUAUGUUGCCAUGUAACCCUCCACAGCACUAUCCAGGUUUGUCCUACCGAUGGCUGUUGAAUGAGUUUCCAAAUUUCUUGGCCAAUGACAGUAGACACUUUGUGUCCCAAGUGACAGGGAAUUUGUACAUCGCAAGCACAGAAGCAGAAGAUGAAGGAAAAUAUUCCUGUCUUGCCACUAGUCACAUUGCUUUUACAACCAAAAGUGUUUAUAGUAGUUUUACACCACUUAUCAUCACUCCAGGAGCGGAGCCACGUUUGUAUGCCCCAAGUAUUAAAGUGCGUUUCCCUGUUGAGAUAUACACCCUCUUAAGGCAAUCGGUGACAAUGGAGUGCUUUGCUUUUGGAAACCCUGUGCCUCAUAUACGGUGGAGAAAGGUCGAUAACUCACAGGUUCCUCAGUGGUUUGCAUUAGACCCAGUUUUGCAUAUUCAAAGUGUCAGUUUUGAUGAUGAUGGGACCUAUGAAUGUGAAGCUGAAAACCCUAAGGGACGGGUCACCCACCAAGGACGUGUAAUAGUACAAGCUCAACCAGAAUGGCUUCAGAUUAUCUCUGAUACCGAGGCAAAAAUUGAGUCUGAUCUAGUCUGGAAUUGUGCAGCUUCUGGAAAACCACGACCCACAAUUCAUUGGUUGCGAGAUGGUAAACCAUUAGUCUCACAGGAGCGAGAGGAAGCAGAGCCAGAACUGACUAUUGUUGAUGGUGAUGACCAAGAUUGUGUUCCACUGGAAAAAGAUGUAGAGAAGGACCUGGUUAUGAUCUGCAGAAUGAAGAGAAAGAAGGAACACCAGACAAGUGAACCCUUGCUGCUUAAGCUGAGGAGGAGGGCAGAGCAGCGUGAUGUCGACAGACCGGGGGCGGAGCUACCCUCUGUGUCCGAGACGUCGAAGAGGCAAGCAUAG